AUGCUACAGUCACCAAGGAUGCUGUUGGUCAAUCUAGUAAUAAAAAUAAUUACUUUGAUCAUAACAGGACCGUGUGGGAUCAUCCUGAACUCAUCGAUUGUAGCUGUGCAUCUCAGACACUGGAAGAAGGGAGUGAGCCUCGGGGAUUGUGAUCAAAUCAUUCUGAUCAAGGGGUUCACCAAUGUCCUCCUCCAGUGCUUUUUAACUUUCAGUGGGACAAUCAAUGGUUUUCAACUAUAUGAGCAUUUUGACAAUAAUUACUUUUUAGUAGCUUACAUUGUCUUCUUCUUGUCUUCCUUCUGGUUUUGGCUCACUGCCUGGCUCGGUAUCUGCUACUGCUUGAGACUUGUCAACAUUUCACAUCAAUUCUUUUUUGUCUUAAAGCAGAGAGUCUCUUCAGGGAUAAUCCAGCUCCUUUUUGGGACAGCAGUCAUUUUAGGCAUGAUUAUUUUUCCAGGUUUUUGGACAUUUGACAUAAAAGCUAAGCAAAACACAUCUAUCCCCUUAUCAAUUGAUUAUUUUAUUUUUAAGGGAGACAGUAAAUGCCUUUCCUUCAAUGCUGCAAUUGGUUUCUGCCUGCCAACUCUUCUAAAUUCUCUCUGUAUUGGACUAAGCCUAACGUCCCUUUUGAGACAUGUCCAGAGGGUGAAGAAGAAUAAUUCUCAGUCCUGGAGUGGUAAAAUGAAGACCCAUGCAAGAGCCUGUGUGACAAUAUUCCUCCUUAUGGCUCUGAACUUGUUUUUUUUUGCAACAGUUAUUAUUUUUGCUAUAUUACAAUUCAGUUCUGGAACUCUUUUGGAUACUUUCUUCUGGACUAUAAUCAUGGCAUGUCCCUCAGGCCAAGCUAUCAUUUUGUUUUUUGGAAAUUCAAAGUUACGGUCUGGUUCGUUAAAGACUUGUUUCUGA
Messenger RNA from Xenopus laevis (African clawed frog), 906 nucleotides. It is a transcript of the gene t2r43.S, whose product is annotated as taste receptor type 2 member 40. The coding region runs from base 1 to 906 and encodes 301 amino acids. Lineage: Eukaryota; Metazoa; Chordata; Amphibia; Anura; Pipidae. The record is from RefSeq and is a predicted model, not a curated record. The transcript has a single exon.